Molecule: messenger RNA, 249 nt
Organism: Fusarium sp. VM40
Lineage: Eukaryota; Fungi; Ascomycota; Sordariomycetes; Hypocreales; Nectriaceae
Source: the annotation of a GenBank genome assembly
AUGUCAAACGACAAUUCGAAUGAUGUCUCAGUCACGGGUGGCAAGCGCCCCCAUAUCACAGUCUAUUCGCAGGUCGCUGGCCUUUCUGUGGGGGACAGUGUCUAUCUGCUGAAGGAUGACGGAUCCCGUGAAGGGCCGUACUUGGUUGCGACUGCUCCGGUGGCUGGAAGAUGCACUCUCUGCUACGGAGAUGGAACUCCCUUUCGAAGCAAUGAGGGGAUAGACGUUGAUGAGUUAGACCCUGUCUAG